CAUUGGUACUGUAGCGUACAGUAAACUGAAGGAUUUGAUCAUCCCAAGAACCGUAGAAGACUGUACAUAUGAUGAGCUCGUAGAUCUUUUGAGUGCACAUUACAAACCGUCAAACAUCGAGAUCGCUGAACGAUACAAGUUUUUCAAACGUACUCAGGCACCAGGGGAGAGUGUCAUGGAUUUUGUUGCUGAGCUCAAGAAGAUCGCGGUCAAUUGUAAUUUCGGCCCGUACUUGCAGACUGCUUUACGUGAUCAAGUCGUGUGUGGGAUGAGCGACAGCAAGUGCCAGAAUGAGCUGUUGUGCAAGGAUAACCUGACGUUGGAUAUCGCUUUGCAGCAUGCCAGGGCGUCUGAGACGGUCAGACGUGAGUCGCAGCUGAUCCACACGGACGGAGCUGCUGCUUUCAGGGUCACCCGCGGACCGCCCGAGGGCCCGCCGCCGUUCGGGUCGGGCCGUGCCGGCGCGAGCUCUGGCGGACGGGCACCGCCCGAUGGCGGGCGGCGCGCCUCCGGCCCAGACAGCGGGCAGCGCGCCGCAGCGCCGCGGGGCAGCGGCGGACAGCGCGCUGCGGCGCCGCGGGACGGCGGCCGGCCGUGCUGGCGGUGCGGUUCCAGACACGGCGGUACGUGCCGCUUCAAGGAUACCGGUGCCAUUCCUGCGGUGCCAUCGGUCAUCUGUCGCGCUGCUGUACGCGAGGCAGAGACGAGCGCACCAACCGACUGGCUGAAGAUGAUCCUGCCGCGUCACCGGAAACGCUGCAGCUGGAUAAUCUCUCCAGCUCUGACCCCGUCUACAUGGGAUCUUCCCGUGAUCGUGGUCAAGGGCUCUGGUCCGAGCCUCAUGGGCCGCAACUGGCUGCACCUGAUGAGGAUCAACUGGUCUGAAGUACACGCUCUACGCUCUCCAACGUCACAGCCGGCCACGGACAUGAUCAAACGCAAGUACCCCGAUCUGUUCCUUCCACGGUUGGGUGAGCUUAAGGGGGUGCGUGUUCACCUUGAUAUUGACCAAUCUGUGAGGCCCAAGUUUUGCAAGGCCCGUUCGAUUCCGUAUGCAUACAAGGCAAAGGUAGAGGAGCAGUUAGAUGCUGAUAUCGCUAGUGGGGUUUUAGUACCAGUGAAAGACAGUCGCUGGGCAGCCCCUAUUGUACCUGUGAUUCGGCCUGAUGGCAAGAUCAGAGUCUGCGCAAAUUUCAAGCUAACCGCUAACACUGCUGUGCGCAUGGACCGUUACCCUCUGCCCAAGACGGAGGACAUGCUGUCUUCCUUGAGUGGGAAAAAUAUAUUUUCCAAACUCGACCUAGCGCAGGCAUACAAUCAGUUGGUCGUCCAUGAAGAGUCACGCGAGAUACUCACCAUCAACACGUCUCGUGGGCUUCUCAGAUAUUCCAGGAUACCGUUCGGCGUGAACGUGGCCAGUGGCGUCUUCCAGCGCGAGAUGGAGAAGCUGUUGGCGGGCAUCCCUGGAGUCGUUGUCUUCCUCGAUGAUGUUCUGCUCAGCAGUGAGACCCGGGAGCAGCACUGGAAGCUGCUCGACGUCGUUUGUCAACGUCUUCAAGACGCCGGUCUCCGUGUCAGGGAGGAGAAGUGUCUGCUCUUCCAGAGUCAGGUCGACUACCUGGGACACCUCAUCAGCGCAAGCGGAGUCCGCACGAACGCCUCCAAGGUAAAGGCUAUCUUGGCUGUCCCCGAGCCCAAGACAGUAUCGGAGCUGAAGACCUUCCUGGGUCUCAUAUCUUAUUACUCGCGAUUUGUUCCUGACAGAGCUUCUAUUUCGGCACCCCUCUAUGACCUCCUAGGGAAGAAUGCUGUGUGGCGCUGGGGCUCAAAGGAGAGAGACAGCUUCAACAAGGUCAAGGAAAAGUUGGCAGCAAAUACGCUGCUUGUCCACUAUGACAACACCAAGCAGCUCGUUUUGACUUGUGACGCUUCUAGCGUUGGUGUGGGCGCUGUGCUGUCUCAGAUCGAUGACGCAGGGAGAGAGAUGCCCAUCGCUUUCGCAUCUCGACGGCUGUCACUAUCUGAGUCUAGAUACGCCCAGAUAGAGCGCGAAGGACUGGCCAUAAUCUUUGGAGUCACAAAGUUCCACAAUUAUUUGUGUGGCGUACCUCGACCGUUCGCUCUGGUUACUGACCACAAGCCCUUAGUGAAGUUGUUCGGUGAACAUGAAGGACUGCCAGAGAUGACUGCCGCGCGGAUUCGCAGGUGGGCGCUUAAACUGUCGUGUUACAACUACACCAUACGGUUCCGCCCUACAGGCCAGAUGGGUAACGCAGAUGCACUGAGUCGCUUACCUGUUCCCACAGAAGUCGGCGCACAGAUGGAAGAGCUGGUGCUGCUGGUUGAUGAUGUGCCUCAUGAUGCUGAAGAGCUGGUUCUCCUCGCAGGUGCAGACUGGCUGGAUUCCAAGGCGAUCGCGCUGCAGACCAGUCGAGAUCCGGUGCUGUCCAAAGUCCUGAGGUGGGUGCAGUUCGCAGACUGGCCGUCCGAGGCACCAGAUGACUUCAAACCGUUUAUCAGAAGGAGGGACGAGCUUACUCAGACAGCGGGAGUGCUUCUGUGGGGUCACAGGGUGGUGGUACCCCAGUCAAGUAGGGAGACUGUUCUGCGUGAACUCCACGUGAGUCACCCCGGGAUGCGGCGUAUGAAGUCGCUAGCCAGAUCGAUUGUAUGGUGGCCUGGUAUCGACGCGCAGAUCGAGCGGGUUGUGCAAAACUGUUCGCCUUGCCAGCAGAGUCGACCCAAGCCGCCGCACGCCGAGCUGCAUCCAUGGGCCUGGCCAUCUAGACCGUGGUCCCGGAUCCACUGCGACUUCGCCGAACCGGUACGCGGCAAGUAUGUGUUCUGCAUGGUCGACGCCCAUUCCAAGUGGGUGGAGGCGGAGAUUCUGCCGUCCACCGCCUCUGCUCCCGUUAUCGCUUGUCUCCGCCGUGUGUUUGCAAGGUGGGGACUGCCAGAUAUGUUAGUCUCCGACAAUGCUACCACCUUUACGUCUGAUGAGUUUCAGCGCUUCUUGGCCGGCAACCGGGUCUCCCACCGCACGAUCGAGCCCCGACAUAGCCAGGGCAAUGGGUUGGCCGAGCGCGUGGUUAAGGAAGUGAAACUCGUGUUGCAGAGAGACGCAGGAGACGGCUGGGAGCUGGCGUUGUCCAAGUGGCUCCUGCGGCAGAGAACGACGCCUCACUCUACAACGACUGUAACGCCUGCCGAGCUGAUGCUGGGACGCAAGCUGAAGACACGACUCGAUCGUAUGUAUCCCGAUUUGAACAGGUCAACCGGCUGGUGCGGCAUGCACUACCACACCGGCUGUAACGACGCUGCCCACUGAUGUCGAGAUCUCCCGUGGCGGCGUCCCUCGACCGACUGCUGGGACCGUCUCUCAAGGCGCCGCGCUGGCCGCCGCCGAGAACGACAUGGCCACGCGUCGU
Molecule: messenger RNA, 3428 nt
Organism: Amphibalanus amphitrite
Lineage: Eukaryota; Metazoa; Arthropoda; Thecostraca; Balanomorpha; Balanidae
Exons: 3
Coding region: 176-3328 (1050 amino acids)
Biological process (GO): DNA integration
Molecular function (GO): nucleic acid binding
Source: RefSeq, a predicted model, not a curated record